Messenger RNA from Adineta steineri, 1787 nucleotides. The record is from the annotation of a GenBank genome assembly. Lineage: Eukaryota; Metazoa; Rotifera; Eurotatoria; Adinetida; Adinetidae.
AUGAAUUCUUCUCAAUUCAUUUUGUGGAUAUGUCUUUGUUCUAUCAGUAUUAUUCAUGGUUUAUCAAUUGAACGAGCUUCAUUUCUAUCAUAUCAAGAAAAUGACGUUCAUCUACGUAUUGCACGUGCAGUAGGAGACACAACAACAACAACUGAGGCCCUUCUUUGCAUGUGUCCUUGUGCUUGCACAACAACGACGACAACAACAACUACAUCAACUACAAGUACAACUUCAACAUCAACAACAAGUACUUCAACUACUAGCACGUCUACAACUAGUAGCACUUCUACAACUAGUACUUCGACAACUACUAGUACUACAUCAACAACGACCAGUGUAACAACAAGUACAUCAAGCACAACCUCUACUGCUACGACGUCAACAACAAGUACUACCAGCACCACCUCAACAACAACUAGUGAAACAACAAGUACUACAAGUACAACAUCCACUACUACAACAUCGACCAGUACAACUUCCAUUACGACAUCAUCUACUAGUACAACUUCUACUAGUUCAACUUCCACUAGUACAACAUCGACAACAUCAACUACAGCAACAACAUCGACAACAGCAACAACAGCAACAACAAGUACAACAUCAACAACAACUAGUGAAACAACAAGUACUACAAGCACAACUUCGACAACGACGUCAGCAACAACUAGCACUAGUAGUACUUCUUCGACUAGUACAUCUUCGACUAGUACAACAUCAACAACAAGUACUACAAGCACAACCGCAACAAGUACAUCAACAUCAACAAGCACUACUAGUACAACUUCAACAAGUACAACAUCGAUAACAACCACUACUAGUACAUCUUCCAGUAGUACAACAUCAACAACAAGUACUACGAGUACAACCUCAACUACAACUACUCAUACAACAACUACCACAAGUACAACAGAUUCAAGUACAACAGUAACAACUAGUACUUCCAGUACAUCUUCCACUAGUAGUUCUAUACAACAUCAACUACAAGCACUACAAGUACAACAUCAACAAGCACAACGUCAACAACCAGCACUACUAGUUCAACUUCGACAAGUUCAACUUCGACAAGUACUUCGAGUACAUCAAGUACUACUAGUACAACUUCUACUAGUACAACAGCGACAACAUCGACAACAAGUAGCACGAGCACAACGUCAACAACAACUAGUGCAACAACAAGUACUACAAGCACAACCUCAACAACAACUAGUGAAACAACAAGCACUACAAGCUCAACUUCGACAAGUACGACGUCAACUACCAGUACUACAAGCACAACUUCUACAAGUACGUCGACAACAGCUAAUACUACCGUUACAACAGGGACAACUACGACGGCGACAACUAGUACUACAACCACAGCCACUACAAGUACUUCGAGUACAUCAAGUACUACUAGUACAACUUCGACAAGUUCAACAUCGACAACAAGUAGUACUAGUUCAACUUCCACUAGUACAACCGCAACAACAUCGACAACAAGUACUACAAGUACAACUUCCACUAGUACAACAUCGACAACUAGUACUACAAGCACAACUUCGACAACGACGUCAGCAACAACGAGCACUACUAGUACAACUUCUACUACUACAUCAGCGACAACAAGUACUACAAGCACAAGUUCAACAAGCACAUCAGCAACAACCAGUACUACUAGCACAAGCUCAACAAGCACGUCAGCCACAACUAGUACUACCAGUACAACUUCAACAACUACGACAUCAACUACCAGUACUUCAACUACUAGUACUUCCACAAGUAGUACUUCUACCAGUACUAGUAGCACA